UAAGCCUUAAUGUUGAUAAUGUCAUAACCUUAAAACUUGGGUCACUCACAGAUAAUGAGUAAAAGAAAAUAGAGCCAAACAUCUAAGCGCAUCAGUUUUAAAAUAUCUUUUGCUUGUGAUACUAUGACGCGUUAGAAGCCUUUAAGUAAAAGCAGGGAGAGCUAGACACCACCCACCCAGGAACCUCCUCCAAUCAUACGGGUGCCCAGGCGCUGCUCAGUCACAGAACGGUGAAAUCGAGAGAGGGGACAACACGCUGUUUGCCCCGGCUGGCUCACUGUAAGGCAAUGACACCGGGAUAAAACACCCGAAGCAAUUUCACUAACUUUUACUUUUGUUUUCUGUACCUGGGAAAAUUUCCAAUCACAGAUCUCAUCUUUUUCUUUCUUUUUUUUUAUUUUAUUUUCUAUAUCCCACGGUGAACGUCAAGCGGCUCCAAGGCUUCAAGUUACACAUAUAGGAGCAGGCUGCAAGUUUCAAAUGGGCAGACCUUUUGCGGCGACUGGCUCACAAGCAUGGGAUUAUUCGUCCAAUGUGGCGUGAAAAUAAGGAUCUGCUGUUGAACGAUGUGAGACGUUGCGCUUCUUGGAUUCUCGCGUUUCUGGAUAUCUUGAAAAUCAUUGGCAACAGUUGAAAAGAGAAGGGAGCAUUUUUAAAGGAAAAAGGAUUGUGUGUACACUCAUAUUGGGACCAGCAAUGGAUUUACUCCCCCCGAACCCUGUUUUCUGAGAAGUUAUCACUUGUUCUGUUUCUUUUUUUUAUUUCUAUUAUUAUUAUAUAUAUAUUUUUAAAGAAAGUUUUUGCUGAAGAACAAAUAGCCGCAUCGGCUAUUUAAAGUUUUGGAACCCGUCGCUCAGCCCUUGCUUUAUAUUGGACUGGAUUUCAAACACCAUGAACUUUAUUGACAGUUUGACACUAUUAUUUUUGACACUGUCAGCUGUCAAGAGUGCCCACAUACCGAGGGAAACAGAGAGAGGUCCACAUGACGUGAUCCCUUUGUUGGAGGUUAUCAACAAGAGUUCGUGUCAGCCCCGGGAGGUGCUGGUGGAUAUCUUGCAGGAGUACCCGGAUGAGGUGGAGCACAUCUUUAUCCCAUCCUGCGUGGUACUAAAGCGCUGCGCCGGCUGCUGCCUCGACGAGAAGAUGCAGUGCUUCCCGACAGAAACUCGUAAUGUCACAAUGGAGAUUAAAAGAUCAAAACCUCUAAGGCAACAAAAUGAUGUUUUCAUGAGUUUUACAGAACACAGCGCAUGUGAGUGUAGGGUAAAGCCAGAAUUCAGAGAAAAGAAAGAAAAAAAACCCCGGACAGGCAAAGGCAAAGGCCUAAAGAGAAAGCGAAAGAAAAACCGUGACAAAACAAUUCACGAUGCUGUCUGUGAACCAUGUUGUGAUAACUGCUCAGAGAGGAGAAAGCGUUUGUUUGUGCAGGAUCCUUCAACCUGCCGGUGCUCCUGCAAACACACAGUUGAAUACUGUAAAGAACGCCAGCUAGAGCUCAACGAGAAGACCUGCAAGAUAUGAAAUAACUUGCCCCUUGCUUUCUACCGCUGAAACUCCUGCAGAUGUGACAAGCCGAGGAGAUGAGAGAGGUGCCAGCACCAGAUGUACAAGAUGAAGGAACAUUUUAAAGAUAUUUCAAAGCACAGCACUUUGACCUUUAUACCCUAAGCUCUUUUCUGUGGAAAGCAUUCCCCCUGCAUGGACAGAACAAAGAGAAAGACUGAAGUUUCCUCCCUCUGUAUAUCUGUGUGUAUAUAGAUAAUAUCAAAAGAAAAAAAGUACAGAUUUGUUAUGCUGCUACAAAAACAAACAACUAAAACCCAUCAUUUGACUAAAAGCGGAGUAGCCGUCAUGUGGUUUUGCGUUUCUAAUAGGCUUUCGAUGCAGAUGAUGUCUAAUUGUCAAUUCAUUGUAUGCGAUUACUUCACUGGAUUUGAGUCUACUGUGGUUAUACGUCAGUCAUAACAAGCAAAACCUCUAGAUAUAUUUAACUUCUAAAACAGUGGGUGAGACUGAAGAAGACAUGGGUGUGCUCUGCUUUUUUAAUAUGAUGGUUGGACUUUCGUUGGCUGACGCUUAUGGAAUGAAAAGACUGGACAAAUGGGACAACGGAUGGAAAACUGUCUCUGCUCAAGAUUGCUUCCCUCUGAGGACAUUGCAGGACUUGCAGACUUUCACAUUUCAAUGUUGCGCUGCUCAGGGGGGGGACUCUGGAAUGAUGGUGCCAUAUACUUUCAAAGGGAUACUGGUCGAUGAUAUAGCAUUUAAUAUUUUACAAUGUUCUACAAGAAAACCACUGAAAAAUCCUAUAUACUGUAGAUUGAUUCCAUUUGAACUGUGCCUCACUCAAUGUACUGAGAAAUCCUGAGUGGUUUUUAAAUUAUUUUUUUUUGUUUUCUUUGCAGAAGAGGAGAUUGUUAAAGUUUUCUUUAUUGAACACACUAUCAUUGAUUAGACAUCUUGUCUGAACAUGUACAUAGAUAUCCCUUCGUGCCAUUGUUCAUUCUAGAUAAUUUAUAAUGUUAUAGAUUAUUUUUCAGUAUUCAGUCUUGUAAACAUAUUUAAUUUGGUCUAUUUAUGUAUGCUGUGUUAUGUACUUGUAGCUGUCGUUUUUUUUUUUUUUUUCAUAUGUGUAAGGUCACUGAUGGCUACUUUCACCAUGGCUCUCAAGGCUUUUCUAUAAAACAAGUUU
Cyprinodon variegatus (sheepshead minnow) is the source of this 2692-nucleotide messenger RNA. RefSeq names its product vascular endothelial growth factor A (gene vegfab). Gene Ontology annotation, molecular function: chemoattractant activity; heparin binding; vascular endothelial growth factor receptor 1 binding. The transcript is spliced from 9 exons. Gene Ontology annotation, cellular component: membrane. Bases 892 to 1521 code for a protein of 209 amino acids. The record is from RefSeq and is a predicted model, not a curated record. Gene Ontology annotation, biological process: sprouting angiogenesis; induction of positive chemotaxis; positive regulation of mast cell chemotaxis. NCBI's taxonomy places the organism in Eukaryota, Metazoa, Chordata, Actinopteri, Cyprinodontiformes, Cyprinodontidae.